AUGGAGGUAAAUAAUCGUUUUGAAUUACUUGCUUCUCUGCCUGUAGACAACGAACCAGAAGAAGAUUUUAUUAUUGAUGAAGCUCCAUUAGAACAAAAACAGGUAAUAAAUGAUCAACAACCAGCAAAAAGUCAAUGGGACAUACCAGAAUAUGUUGAGAAACUUAUUCCAUGUUCAUCUAUUAUUGAAGAAAAACAAACAAUCUCAUCUAAUAGAAAAACAAAAGCACAUUUACCUACUAAAAACGUAAAACCACCUACCGAAAUAAUAGAUUAUGAAGAACAAUCAGAUGACGUACAAAAAUCGGAAAUGAUUGAUACACAAACACAACCAACAACGUAUACAUGUUAUCCACCUCAACCGUAUAAAUUCAAACAAAAACCAUCAAGUCAUCUCAAUCAAACAAUGCCGAAAUUUGAUCGAAAAAUAAAUACUCUACCAAAAUAUACAGCAAUUAGAGGAAAUAGUAAAGCUUGUAUGCAUAAAAUAUAA
Molecule: messenger RNA, 492 nt
Organism: Adineta steineri
Lineage: Eukaryota; Metazoa; Rotifera; Eurotatoria; Adinetida; Adinetidae
Source: the annotation of a GenBank genome assembly